Molecule: messenger RNA, 504 nt
Organism: Purpureocillium lilacinum
Lineage: Eukaryota; Fungi; Ascomycota; Sordariomycetes; Hypocreales; Ophiocordycipitaceae
Source: RefSeq, a predicted model, not a curated record
AUGCAUCUCGCUGCCUCUGCUCUGGCCCUUGCUGCCACAUCGGCCGUUGCCAACGCCGCCAGCGUCACCUUCUGGACCCUGGACAACAAGACCCGCACCAUUUACUUUACCGCUAACGAGGGCUCUGGCUCCUCCACGAUCCCUCCCGUCACAGUCAGUAACGCCAAGAAGAAGACGGUUGAGUUCCCCGAUGUGUGGGUUGGCAACUUCUACGCCGUCCAGGACGGCGCCGAAAACAAGCCCGGCAUGCUCGGGGAGAUCAACUUCGGCAGCUGGGGCGGCCUGACAUACUUCGAUGUCUCUGCAAUCGUCGACCCCAAGGACCAGGACAAUGUCAAGCAGAUGUGGCCCAAGAGCGCCCAGGCCCCCAUGUCUGGCUGCGAGGUCUUCCCUUGCAACAACGCCUACUAUCUCCCCGACGACAUCCAGACCAAAACCACCAAGGAGAACGACCUGAUCACCACUCUCGGCUCUGGCUCCACUGGUCUCAACUUCACCCAGUAA